Ceratotherium simum simum (southern white rhinoceros) is the source of this 1334-nucleotide messenger RNA. RefSeq names its product olfactory receptor 4S2-like. Lineage: Eukaryota; Metazoa; Chordata; Mammalia; Perissodactyla; Rhinocerotidae. Gene Ontology annotation, cellular component: membrane. The record is from RefSeq and is a predicted model, not a curated record. Gene Ontology annotation, biological process: G protein-coupled receptor signaling pathway. Gene Ontology annotation, molecular function: olfactory receptor activity; G protein-coupled receptor activity.
UGUGCCCAAAUCUAAUUGGCCUUUAUAUGUUUUUCCUAUAGGUAAAGUCAGACAGUGUUUUCCUCUUGUGAACUGCCCAGAUUCCAUGGAAAAUAAUGUUACUGAAUUUAUCCUCACGGGUCUUUCCCAAAAUGAGCAAGUGCAGCAACUAUGCUUCUUUUUGUUCUUACUCUUUUAUAUGAUCCUCAUGACUGGAAAUUUUUUCACUAUAAUGACUAUCCAAAGGAGCCCAAAUCUCAACUCUCCAAUGUACUUCUUUCUUAGCUUCCUAUCCUUUGUUGACAUCUACUAUUCCUCUGUUACAGCCCCCAAGCUGAUUAUUGACUUCCAAGCCCAGGUCAAAAGGAUCUCUUUUGUUGGUUGUAUGGUCCAGCUCUUUUGUGUUCAUCUGUUUGGCUGCACAGAGAUCUUUAUCCUCACAGUGAUGGCCUAUGACAGGUACGUGGCCAUCUGUAAGCCUCUGUGCUAUACGACCAUCAUGGACUGGAAGGUCUGCUCCAUACUGGUGGUGACCUGUUGGUUAGGAGGGUUUGUGCAUUCCUUCAUCCAGACCAUCCUCACUGUACAACUGCCUUUCUGUGGCCCCAACCUGAUUGACCACUACUUCUGUGACAUCCACCCUCUACUGAAGCUGGCUUGCACAGACAUGUAUGUGGUGGGGCUCAUUGUGGUGGCCAACAGUGGCGUGAUUUCACUAAGCUGCUUUGUCAUUCUUGUGGGCUCUUACACUGUCAUCUUGCUUUCCUUCAAGACCCGCUCAUCAGAGGGGAGGCGCAAGGCCCUGUCCACAUGUGCUUCCCACGUCGCUGUGGUGAUCUUGUUUUUUGUUCCCUGCCUCUUCGUCUACCUAAGGCCUUCCACCACUUUUGCUGAGGACAAAAUGGUGGCUGUGUUUUACACUAUCAUCACACCCAUGUUGAACCCUCUGAUCUAUACGCUGAGAAACAUGGAGGUGAAAAAUGCCAUGAAGAGACUGUGGAUUGAGAGGUGGUUGGGUAGAAACAGGAGAGACCCUGAUGUGAAGCUCAAUGGGAUUGGUACAGCCUCAUUUGUACCAGUUUCCAAAGGAGGUGCUGGGAAUAAGUCAGGUAUCAUACCUUAAAUCCUAUCACACAAAGAAAUACUAUAAUAAAGCAGAGAGUCUGGGAUUUGAAGUCUAAAUACCCAGUCUGGAGGGCCUAUUCUACCAAUUACUAGUAGUUUGAAUUUAGGCAAAAAGAUAGUCCCUUACAGGUGCCCUGAGUGGAUUAAAUGGUUGUACAGAGAAAUCUGAUGCCAAAACACAGUCUGUUUCCUAACAUAUAGUACUGUUGUCUCUGAGCAAUAACGUCUCA